Messenger RNA from Necator americanus (New World hookworm), 267 nucleotides. RefSeq lists its product as uncharacterized. NCBI's taxonomy places the organism in Eukaryota, Metazoa, Nematoda, Chromadorea, Rhabditida, Ancylostomatidae. Bases 1 to 267 code for a protein of 88 amino acids. Gene Ontology annotation, molecular function: DNA helicase activity. Gene Ontology annotation, biological process: telomere maintenance; DNA repair. The record is from RefSeq and is a predicted model, not a curated record. The transcript has a single exon.
AUGGCUCCGAAGUGCACCCUAGAGGCCAUUGAAGGUUUGAUAUGUGGUAUCAUGCAGAACGACAGACCAUUCGGCGGAAAGCCAUUCAUCAUUGGAGGCAAUUUUCUGCAAGAGUUGCAAAUAGUCGAGCAAGGACAACACGACCAAAUCACGCUUCUGCGCAAUUUUGACGGUUUGGAACGGGAUGCGAUUAAGAGCAGAGACUCUCGGAAGCUAUGUGCUUGGCUAUCGUUUUGUUUGUGGAAGUUGAAGAAAUCAGUCAGCUGA